GCGACAACAGUAGUAGCUUAUCUACUUCAGGAGCGCUCUGUUAGCUGUUAGCCAGGCUUUUAUGAUGAAUAAGUACCUGUUUACCGUCUGAAUUAUACCUUUUUACGAUUGCUAAAAAUAUUUACAGAUAUUUGCUGUUUUAUUGGUGAGGUUUUUCGAUACGGUAGCUACUCGGAAGGCGUGUAAUCUGUGUGUUUGUGCUGCUCACUCACAGGUGAUGUGAACUCGCAGUGCUGUGUAGAUGCGGAUAACCCAGUCAGAAGCUGUGACGCAUCGCGGUGAGAUCAUGGACGAGAAGCAGCAGGAGCCGCUGGAUCUGGUGAAGGACUUCCAGGAGUACCUCAACCAGCAGACGCACCAUGUUAACAUGAUCUCUGGCUCUGUGGACGAGGACAGAGACCCAGAGGAUCUCCACGGAGAUUUACUGUGUUCUACAGCUGUGGGUGAAGACGAUCCGACAGGGCUGGACCACGCCUCCAUCGAGGUGUCUCUGGAUGAAGGAGCGCUGGCCAAUAGUUUUGAGAGGACAGAUGACGGGAAGCUGAAGUGCCGGUACUGUAAUUAUGGCAGUCGGGGAAUCCAGAGACUCAUUGAACACAUCCGCAUACAUACAGGUGAGAAACCUCACCGCUGCCGCCUGUGCCCAUUCGCCUCGGCUUAUGAGCGCCACCUGGAGUCACACAUGCGCUCCCACACCGGCGAGAAGCCCUACAAGUGCGACCUCUGCUCCUUCCGCUGCAGCGACCGCAGCAACCUGUCGCACCACCGGCGCCGGCGGCACAAAGUUCUCUCCACCAGGGUGGCGCACCACUCUGCACUGGCCAGCAAGAAGAUCCUGAAGAGGUCUAGCUCUCUGGCGUUCAGCCGCCGGCACCUUAUCAGCCUCAGUCCUCCGUCUAUGGUGGUGCAGAAACAUCUGAACGGGUUCCCUGCUCUGCACGCAGACGUGUACGAGAACCUGGCCAAAUCCCACAACGUCGCCGUCAACACGAACGUUCAGCCGCUAAUUCUGGACAACCCUUUAGACCAGCUGUCCACCCUGGCCGGGCAGCUGGCCAACCUGCCCGCUCAGGACCCUCACUGCUCGGCCUCUGAGGAACAGGACGCGGACUCGUCCUGCCGAGACGAGAAGCCCAUGCUGAUCUCGCCGCUUCCGGGUCUGCCGCCUGCCAGCACCGCCCAGCCGCCUUCAGCCUCCACCCCAGACCUCCACUCCCAGAGUACCAACAGCCAGAGUUACAGCCAGCCUGGCACACCCGUGCCAGCAUCUGCAUCCGCGUCCGCUCAGACCUCCUCCAACCCCCCGGAGACGCUGUUCUCCUGCUCGCACUGCCAAGUGUACUUCGCUGACAACAUCCUCUACACCAUCCACAUGGGCUGCCAUGGUUACGAGAAGCCCUUUCAGUGCAACGUCUGUGGGUGUCAGUGCAGAGAUAGGUACGACUUCGCCUGCCACUUUGCAAGAGGGCACAACCAGCCUUGACUCUGCGGUGUCUUCUCUUGAUUUGAACUGUGUGUCCAUGUUACCUCUCCUGCUCCUGAGACAGCAGGGUUGCUGGAGACUUCUACACUCUAGAGGUCUGGCUGAGAGGGUUGUUUCAGAAUCCAAUCUACACUCUUAAAAAAAAAAAAAAAACUUAAAACAUCAAGGUUCUAUAGAGGGUUCUUUGGGCGAUGCCUCAGAUGUCAGGUCUUCAAAUCUGGACCUGGAUCCAGAUGUCAGUCCUGGAUUUAGUUUGAAGUAGAAGUUUGGGAACCAAAGGUUCAUGUGUUUGUUACGUUGUAUUGUGAAUAGGGGUGGUCAAUAUGGUCCUAAAAUAAUAUCACUAUACUCUUAGCAAUAUGAUAAAACACUGAAUUAAAAAAAAUAUUUAAAGAAUACACUACUGCCACAAAAUGAAAAUUAAAUUGUAUUAUUGCAUAUGAUAUUUUAUCAGAUGAUUUUAUCAAGUCAAUGAUCCAGAAUGUCAUCAUACUAAUUAGGGGUGUAAGGGUACAGAAAAUUCACGGUUCGGCUCUUACCUCGAGAGAGAGGGCACGUGUACCGUGACCGCCGUACCGAGGCGGUUCGUAAAGAAUACACGUACCGUUACACCUCUAAUACUAAUAAUUCACUCCAGGAUUAAUAAAUAAUAAAUAAAAAAAAUGAUACUUGACAGAUAUAAUCUGUCUCUAGUAGACAUACAAUAGGAAAUGAGAACAGUGUGAAUUUUUCUUUUGCUAGAAACAGCAAAAAAAAAAAAGGUAGCACCCUGAUGUGGUAAUUAGGGGUGGGUGAUAUGGCACAAUAUUUCAGGGUAUAAUAUCGUUCACCAUAUUCAAAAAUGUUGGUGAUUAUUAUUGUGUAGGAUACGAUCUGGCACACCCCUAGUUGUGUACAUUUUGUCUGGUUCGUUUUGAUUUCACACAGCAGUUUAGUAACUGAGCUUGCUAAAGAACUUGAUUUGACUUGGCAGCUUCAUUGUCUACGUGGGCGGAGUCUGUCUUGCACAAUGCAAAAUGAUUGGUUUGUAGAACGCUGAACCACCUCUUUUGGUCAGGCCAAAUAAAACAUCAAAAAAGUCCAGGCAUGUAAACUGGAUUUAAGGUCCAGAUUAGUUUGAAGACCUCUGACACAUAUGAAUCACUAUGGUUUCUCUAGAUUUUUCUAUCAGGAUGUAUGAUCUUGAGGUUCUUCACUACUUGGCUCUAUUACACACAUGGUUCUUGAUAUACAGGAUCUAAAAAUGGUUCUUCUGUGGCAUCACUCAAAGAACCACACAAUCAUGAAAGAUAAAUACCUGGUACGGCUGAUGCAGAGCAGAGUUGUGAGAAUAUGUCUCCAAGUCUAAACUGGGAGAAUAGCAGGUCUGUGUUCUAAAGGCUUUUUUGAGUGAUCUGGCCAUGAGCUGUUAACUAGUGCUGGGCGGUAUGACCAAAAAUGUAUUUACAUUUUUUUUUUAGAUUCCGGCGGUUUCACAAUAUAUCUUGGAUUUUUUAUUAUUUAGUAUUAUUAUUUAUUUAUAUUUUUUGCACAUCUAGAAUUUUAUAUAGGUUUGUGGUUUACUCUGCUGUCAGGAGUACGUAGAAUACAUUAACAUUAAACAUUAAAGCUUUAAAAAAUGCUUUGAUUAGUAUAGGGUUUACUUUGUAGGGUCCUAGAGCAUUACACAAUAUAUGAAGGAAUCAGUCUGCAUUUACAGAAAAAAACAGUUUCAGAAUGUAAAGAAUUUUAAAUUUACAAAGAGACAUGCCAACAACUUUAACGCUGCUUUCUUUUCUAGAGAAAAUAUUUGCAAUAGUUCUAUAAACACUACAAAUGGAUAUCAAUUUACAAUGUUAUCCUUAAAGCCAAGACAAUUAAAAUAUUAAAAUGGCUGUUUGUCAGUGGCAAUUCCCUGUAGUUCUCCAGUGAACAAAUAAAACAUUCCAAAUUUCAAUGUGCAUUAAGAUUAUCUUUCAAGCUACAGUAUUUAAGUGUCUGAAAGGGCUAUACUGCUUUUGAAGUAUUUCAGGACAUGCAUCAAAUCUGACUGAUUUUGGGCUCAUCUGUGGGGAUGAGUGUCUUUUUCCGAGUCGUGGAUUAAAUGUGCAAUCUCAUUUGUUCCUUUCUGAGUAAACAAUUGUAAAAGCAUCAGCUUUUAGCAUUAGCUUUUUUUUUUAUUAUUUUACUUUCUGUUUUACUUGGAAACAAAUGUUCAUACUAUAAGGAAUAGCACUUUUGGGGUGCAUGGCAUUUCAUUUUGAAAAAGCUUCUCCGAAUAACCCUGCGUUCACACUGGCAGACGACAAGUCACUUGCCACACGUAUGUCACUUGUGGGUGUUCGAGGCUCUUCGUGCUGUUGCAAGUGGGUGUGUAUCUGCAUGGCUGGUUAGCAUGCUGGCAAGCUAUCUAUCGAGCCGUCCACUACUUUCUUCCAAAACUUUAUUUUUCUCCAAAUUGUUUCAUAUAAAUUGAAAAGAGCAAAAACAAUACACAGUAGUUUUUGUCAUACGUACAUUUUUCAGCUUAUCAAACUAACUUUAAUAUCAGGCAAAUAUAACCUGAGUAAAUUAUUCCAAAAGGGCAUGGACAACUCAUCCAGAAGGUCACAAAAGAACCAGAACAACAUUUAAAGAACUGCAGGUCUCACAAGCCUCAGUUAAGGUCAGUGUAAAAGAUUAAAUAAUAAAUAAAUUUUUCUAAGAAUGUUUGUCGCUUUGUCACCUGCUGGUUGUUGCUGUGUCGUGGCUACAAAUCACGCCCUCUCAUAGGAAAUGAAUGCUCACCUGACUCUGUCGUGUGCCAGUGUAAACACAGUUUAAGCUCUUUUCUCAUAUCUAAUGAGUUUUGUCCAAGCAGGCUAACGUGAGACCAGCGUUUAACCACAGAGGAGAGCUUAUUACAGUAGCCUUACUCCAGUGUGUUUUAAUAAGCAAUUAAUGAUUAAAGAGGAGAGAACAGGAUAAAUUGAAAUGGUAUGGUGGUACAUGAAAAAUGCAUAUCGAAGGGGAAAUACCGUCCAGCACUAGCUGUUGCCAAAUAUUUUACCGUAUUUCAUCUUUUUCUCUAUUCCCUUCUGUUCAGUCACGACUGGACUCUUGAUGGAAAGGCUGACGUUUGUCUCUGUGUGGGCAAAAUGAUAAAACAAAUAGGUUGUCUAA
Messenger RNA from Astyanax mexicanus (Mexican tetra), 4624 nucleotides. Its product is annotated as zinc finger protein Pegasus. The record is from RefSeq and is a predicted model, not a curated record. Gene Ontology annotation, molecular function: DNA-binding transcription factor activity, RNA polymerase II-specific; RNA polymerase II cis-regulatory region sequence-specific DNA binding. The transcript is spliced from 4 exons. The coding region runs from base 242 to 1483 and encodes 413 amino acids. Gene Ontology annotation, biological process: regulation of transcription by RNA polymerase II. NCBI's taxonomy places the organism in Eukaryota, Metazoa, Chordata, Actinopteri, Characiformes, Acestrorhamphidae. Gene Ontology annotation, cellular component: nucleus.